Molecule: messenger RNA, 2404 nt
Organism: Zeugodacus cucurbitae (melon fly)
Lineage: Eukaryota; Metazoa; Arthropoda; Insecta; Diptera; Tephritidae
Gene: Syx7
Product: syntaxin-7
Exons: 6
Coding region: 648-1523 (291 amino acids)
Biological process (GO): intracellular protein transport; vesicle fusion; vesicle-mediated transport
Cellular component (GO): synaptic vesicle; endomembrane system; SNARE complex
Molecular function (GO): SNAP receptor activity; SNARE binding
Source: RefSeq, a predicted model, not a curated record
AGGCAUUAUUUAAUGGCUGCCAUUUGGUGCAAAUAAACUUUCUAAAUAUGUUGGCAUCUCUGUUGCAAAUUGACAGCACAUAGUUGACGCAGUUUUUGCAAAGAAAAUAAAAAGUUUUAUCAUCUGUAAAAAAUUGAAAAGUGCAAAUAAUAUACAGUGCAAUAAAUUCAUAUUAAAUUUAACGCAAUUAUAAAGUUAAUUGAACUUGUAAACAUCGCAUGUUGUAAAUACAUUGCAGAACAAUAGAUAAUUCAAUAUUUGACAUUGAUUAUUAAAUGUUAGGGUUGUUUUAAAAGACCAAUUGCAGUAGUAUAGUACCAGUGGUCGUAUGAUACCAAAAAGCAAAAACGUAUAGAAAGUGGGCGACGUAAGUGGUCUUGAAGGAAAUACCCCAACCAUAAUUGAAUUUCGUACAACAAAGAAAGGUGUGUAGCGCGACGUAAUAUUGUGCGGUGUAAUAAUAAAACGGCAGCCUACUGUAAAUAGCUUAUCUGCUGACCACAAAAAGAACAACAAUAAAAACUUGAAAAACAAGGCUUCCAAAUUAUAAAAACUUUUGCAAGCCAUUCUACGUACGCGUUUACAUAAAAAAAAUCAUUGCAUUGUUGGUUAACUAAUACUAAACCACAGUGUCUACCUACGAGAGCAUGGAUUUGCAGCAUAUGGAGAAUGGCAUUAGUGGCGGUGGCCACGGUGCUGUUGCAGGUCAAACUGCUGGUUACAGUGAAACCGACUUUCAACGACUUGCCCAAACCAUUGCAACAAGCAUACAAAAAAUAUUACAAAAUGUGUCCACUAUGCAACGUAUGGUCAAUCAAUUUAAUACACCACAAGAUUCACCCGACUUGAAGAAACAGCUACAUCAAAUAAUGACCUACACGCAUCAGCUGGUAUCGGACACAAAUAAUCAAUUAAAAGAGGUGGAUAAGUGCAAAGAACGUCAUUUAAAAAUUCAACGCGAUCGUUUGGUAGACGAAUUCACUGCUGCUCUAACAGCAUUUCAGGGUGUGCAACGUAAGACCGUCGAUAUCGAAAAGAAUGCUGUACGACAAGCGCGUGCGCAAAGCUAUAACAUUAGUAAACCACCGGGCACGAACAGCAACAGUGGCAGCGGCGGUGGCGGUACGAGUGGCAGCAACAAUAGUGGUUCAUUCUUCGAGGAUAAUUUCUUCAAUCGUAAAUCGAAUCAAUCACAGCAACAAACACAAAUGCAAGAAGAAAUCGAUUUGCAAGCGCUGGAAGAACAAGAGCGACAAAUACGUGAACUGGAGGAAAACAUUGUGGGCGUAAACGAGAUUUACAAGAAACUCGGCGCUAUGGUAUACGAACAAGGUCUAACUGUCGAUUCGAUUGAGUCGUCCGUGGAGCAGACUAGCGUAUUUGUGUCACAGGGUGCUGAUAAUCUGCGUAAAGCCAGUUCAUACAAAAAUAAACUGCGCAAGAAGAAGCUUAUCUUAAUCGGCAUUCUCUCUGUGGUGUUGUUUAUCAUCAUUAUGAUACUUGUAUUCGAGUUCAAAAAAUAAUUGCAAAUUUGAACGUAAGAAAGUAUUUUUCUGCUGGCAAUGUGUUUUCUUUGCAUUCUACCAUAGGCUGCUGCAAAGUCGCAAUUAAAGUUUGUUUCGAACUUCAACAUACAUACAUAUAUUUAACAGUUCAGGUGAUAUUUGAAAGCAAACACUUUCCAUGGAAGUCUAAAUAUAUUAAUAAUAAUAAACGAUGAUAACUUAUUGUAGUAGAUGAAGAGAUCAUAGGUGAUGUGGAGGAAGAAGGCACGCCCAUGGUCAGUUCGCCAAUUUGUACAAAAUAUGUAUAGUAUGUGUAUGUUUUCCAGUUUGAAAUGCGUUGCCUAACAUGAUUUGCCACUGUAAACAAGUAAAAUGAAAAAUAUCGAAAACGAGACCAAAAACUGAAAAAAAAAAAUUAAAUAUUAAUACAAAAUGUACAUUCUCAUUAAAAAAAAACAUACUUUGUGGCGGUCGAUAUUUACAUAUAUAUAUAUUAUAUUAUAUUGUAUUGUAUUAUUUAACCUUAAUAUAUAAAUUUAUACUUUUAUGCAAAAAUUAUAUACAUAUUUAUUAACUCGUAUAACUUAUAUAAGGCACUUAAAUUUGUAUGAACACGACAAAUGCAUUCGUAUUUGUAUGUGCAUUAUGGAUGUGUAGUGUGCUAUUGUUAAGCAGGAAACACGCUUUGCGCUAAAUGCCGAACGCUUUUAGUAUUUAUCCAUUGCACUGUGCUACACCACUCAAUACACGCUUAUACAAUUCUUGUUUUCUCAAAUUUAUACAUAAUCAAUUUCUUCGAUUUGUUAGUUUUUAUGUCUUUUGUUGCUUCAUUUGUAUUGUUUACACUUCGUUCAGACUUAAAGAGUAAAUUAUUGCUUGCUAUUGCAAUGAAACCGAAA